UACACUGUGUACAUAGAGACAUUCAUGACUGAUUGUUGGAAGUUUUCCUAUCUGUCCUCUAUUUUACUGCCGAUUACUGCUGACUGUUGAUGGGCUAUAGCCUGUAUGCGACACUCUCAACGAUGCCCAUGUCCAAGGAGUCUUGAUGAUGAUGAAUAUGCAAUGAUACAGAAUCAUGUAUCAACGAAUGAGAUUGGAGCGGCUUGGGAGCAAUUCAAAGAAGUUGCCACCGGCCUGUGAAACAGUAUUGCCAUCAAGAGAAUCCACACCAAGGCCGACCGGAGAAAGCACUAAAUAUCGUUUAUAUCAGGCAGUCAAAGAUAACAGCCUCAGUGACUUGCUGAAGAUAAUGCAAGACGGAAAACGUAGUCUAGGACAUGAGACAUUUCUCUGGAUAUUCACUCUGGCUGCCAAAUAUGGACUGGUGCAGUUUGCACAGGCGAUGAUCGAUAAUGGUGUUGGUGUCAAUGAACAGGACUGUAAUGGGAACUCUGGCCUUCUCUUGGCUGCACGAUAUGGCCAAGAAAACGUAGUGAACUAUCUUGUUCAAUCAAAUGCGGAUCCAAACUUGUGCAAUAAAAUCACGCAGCGCUUACCUUUCCACCUCGCCUGUGAAUACGGACAUUCUGAGUGUGUUCAGAUUCUCCUGACUGGCGUCAAUGAUGUGAAUGAAGUAGAUGGUACCAAUGAGCCUCCUAUAGUCCUGGCAUCGAGACAUGGUCACACAACUGUUGCCAAAGUUCUCAUAGAGAGCGAAUGUGAUGUUGAAAAGCUGAGUCUGACUGGCAUGUUGGGAAGGAGAGCUUUGCACUAUGCUGCUGCUGCAGACCAUAUCAGUGUUGUUGAGGUCCUCUUGUCCGCUGGAGCUUCACCAGAUGUACCUGAUGUUACUGGGAACACACCUCUUCUGCUGGCAGUCACUUCGGACAACUUCGCCGUGUCCACUACCUUGAUCAAACACAAUGCAGACGUCAACCACAGGAAUUCCCUUGGGCUGUCUUCCGUCAUAAUAGCUUCUUCUCAAGGCUUCUCGGGAGUUCUUGAACUACUUCUUCAAAAUGACGCUGAUCCAAAUACCCUCAACCACAUGGGGGAUCCUGCCAUUCUUGUCGCCACUCAGAACGAACAUGAGAAAUGUGCAAGAUUACUAUUAGAACAUGGUUGUGACUUGAAUCUAUUCAAUCCGAAACAUGGACGGUCUGCACUCUAUUGGGCAAUCGAUAACAAAAUGACUAAACUUGUUGAGUUCAUGAUUCAAUAUGACGCCGACAUUAAUGCUGGAAUUUUGGGGAUUCCUCUUGAAGCAGCGGUGCGAAAAAAGGAUGCUGUAAUUGUCGACAUGUUGCUCAAGAAAGGGGUAGAUGUGAACAAGAGAGUCGAACCAGAGCAGGCCACUGCGUUGCUGUACGCUCUGGACUGUAGCUUUGAUGACAUUGCCAAGAUGCUUCUCAACGCUGGUGCUGAUCCCAAUGCACAGACAAUUUAUAAUGUCACAGCUAUUACGCUUGGGCGAAGAAAGCCAGGAAAAGACAGCGUCUUUAAAAGACUCAUAGAGAAGGGUGUAGAUAUCAAUCAUAGAGCCUUCCGUGGCUAUUCUGCCAUCUACCCUGAUUCUGUAAAAGCCCUCCUCGAUGCUGGUGCCAAUUCGGAUACCACUAACGAAGCAGGAGAUUCGCCCCUGUUGAAGGCAGCAGUCUACAAUCGCAUUGAGGUGGCGCGAUUACUUAUACGCAGUAACUGUGAUAUCGACCGGAAGGGUAAAUGCUUUACUCCAUGCCAGGUGGCGCUACUCCAUUCACGGUCCUUUAGAAUUGCCCGUAUGCUGAUUGCUGCAGGUUGUGAUUUGAGCUUUAUGUUCCUUUGGGAGAAAACGUGUUUCCCGGAGCCACUUGAAGAGAAACCCGAGCGCAUAUCUUGGCUUAUGAAAAAGGCAGCUGAACCUAAAACUCUGAUGCAGAUAUGUCGAAAAAGUAUUCUCAAUGCUCUCGGCAUUGGUACUUGCUCCGCUCAGAAAAUCGAUGCACUAAAUCUUCCACGCAAUUUAACCAAAUAUCUGAAGUACAGUGAGUUUAAUAGAAGGCACAUCGAUGACUAUGAAUGUGAUGAUUCUGGUGAUGAUGUUGUUAGUGAUGAUGAUGAUGAUGAUGAUGAUGAUGAUGAUGAUGAUGAUGAUGAUGAUGAUGAUGAUGAUGAUGAUGAUGGUGAUGGUGAUGGUACUGAUUCUAAAGGUACAGCUUCUGUUGAAGGUAGCGGGACGUCCUCCCCUGUUAGCUCUGAGGACUGUGUCAUCUCUUGAAUUUUUGGCUUGCUUGAAGUACUUUGGCUCAUGGAGGGCUAUGAGUCCUGGACGAAGACCGGGCUGUUAGGUCCAUGGUUGUUUGAUGACUGCUCAGCUACAAGUAAAGUAGAUGGUGACUGCCGGUUAUGUCACAGACUUUGACCAGGAGUACCUUAAAAUUUCAUGCUCCUGUAUAGCGAAGUGUUUAAGGUCUCGACAAAACAUUGCUGCGAUUUGACUUUUAGAGUAACAUAUAUGUAGAUUAGCCAGAAUGAGUUGGCCCCAAAUGGAUUCUUGUAUGUUAAACAUUUUAGGUCAGGACAAAUUGCUAUGUGUUCCUAUAGAUAAAGUGCCAUAUUGUCCUUUUUGAUUUGUAUUUUGAAAGACGCCUUGAAGACAUAAGAGUAGUUAAAGAACACCGUGCAAUAGCUUGAGAGCCAUCUACAUCUACAUUUUUGUAAUGACUUGGGGGGGCCCAGUUUGGAUCCAUCUGCAGGGUAGUGCAAUUAGGAACAACUAUUUAAGGGUACAAUAUUUACAUUGUAGUUAAUUGGGGUCAUCCCAAAAUAUAUAAUUUUAUUGUAGUUGGUAAGAGCAAAAUAUAUAAGCGAAUCGAAGUUAUGCGAAGAGAACAUGGCAAAUGUUUUGGUAAUGCUGAAACUAUAAUGUCUUUGGGUGAUGUUGGAACUACAGUAGAACCUCCCUUAUCGGACAACCUCUCUAUUAAGGACAAUAAUUUUGGUCCUAUUGGUUGUUUCUAUUCAACUUGACCUCCCUAAUCGAGACGCCUCUCUAUUUAGGACAGUAUAUACUUGUCAGUCCCAAGAGUGUCCUUAAUAGAGAGGUCCUACUGUUAUUGUAAUUUCAGGACAAUGCCGGUUUUAUUUGAAGAAAUGCAGAACAUAUUGCAUCAGCAUCACCUGGGAUGACAUGUACCCUCUUGGUUGAAUUAACCAAUGUGAUAUUUGCCCUUUCAGCAUCCUGAGGAAAUUGGGGGUUAAUGUUUGCUUCUCUGGCCCUGCACACGAACUGUUUGUGUGCAGGGAACAUUAACCCAGGCCCUGAUUUCCUCAGGAAGCCUUUUGGUUGAAGUAUAAACCAAUGUGAUCAAAUAUUUUUUGAGACAUUCAUAUUUUGGCAUGU
Molecule: messenger RNA, 3421 nt
Organism: Lineus longissimus
Lineage: Eukaryota; Metazoa; Nemertea; Pilidiophora; Heteronemertea; Lineidae
Product: ankyrin-3-like
Exons: 4
Coding region: 176-2296 (706 amino acids)
Biological process (GO): intracellular signal transduction; positive regulation of transcription by RNA polymerase II
Cellular component (GO): nucleus
Molecular function (GO): transcription cis-regulatory region binding; protein binding
Source: RefSeq, a predicted model, not a curated record